AUGUUGCCCUCUUUCUUGUUGCUACUAUCAUCACUGGGUACUGGCCUAGUUCAGGCUCAGCCAACCCUGGAUGACCUGUAUCUUGAGAAUGCACCAUCCUCCCCUCGUCCAUAUGUCAUUCCUCACUAUGCAAACUCCCAUGCUGUUACCAUCGACAGCCAACUAUAUCGAUUCACAGUGACCGGACCCUCGUCAGGAUAUGCCUUCACCCUCAUGAGCACCAAUGCUCCUUCCAGCGGUUCAUUGGGUGUGCUCCCUCAUAUUCAUCGCGUGCACUAUGAGAAUUUCUUCUCUUUCAAGGGCCGCUUUCAGCUCUGGGCUCAGAAAGGUGAUAGCGAGCAGCAAGCUCGUUUACUCACGCAGGGAGACUAUGGAUCCGUGCCGAGGAAUACUACACAUACCUUCCAGAUUCUGGAUCCUGAUACCGAGAUGGUCGGCGUGAUUGUCCCUGGUGGAUUUGAGGAUCUUUUCUAUGCCCUCGGUACAAACUAUACCUCUGGAACGGACACUCCCUACGUUCCCCAAUCAACCAAUGAUUCCUCUACAACUGGCCCCGGGGCGUCCACAAUUUCCGCUCUGCAAAAAUACGAUGUAUAUGCCGAGCUGGACUUUAACCCCCGGCGUGAUUUGGUCAACGGCACUGCUCCCUCCGAUGCCAGCGAAUGGCACAGCGGUGCAAAUGACCUGGGCACUCCAGGCCAACCCUACUUUAUCGCAAACGGCUACGGACCUAAAUAUCUCAACUCUCAGCAUGGAUAUCAAAUUGUUCAGCCUCUGGUUUCCCCCAAGCAGGCGCAAGAUACCAACUAUACUCUGGCGACCUUUUCCAUCAGCCGGCAAACCAAACAAAAUCCAACUCAGUGGGUUCUCGCAGGCGCAGCUGCCUUUGAGGUCCUCGAGGGCGUGCUAUCUAUCCAGAUCGGAGACUACCCCGUCGCUCAAUUGAACAUGGGUGAUGUUGCUUUUAUUCCGGCGCAUGUCGCCUUCACUUACUACAGUGAAGUUUCCUUUACCAAAGUUCUCUACGUGAGCAGUGGUACUGGGGGCGUGGAUCAACAGCUGAUCAGUGGAGGCAAGACUUGGGACUUCGUUGCUUUCCCGAAAUACUGA
Messenger RNA from Penicillium cataractarum, 1110 nucleotides. RefSeq names its product cupin domain-containing protein. NCBI's taxonomy places the organism in Eukaryota, Fungi, Ascomycota, Eurotiomycetes, Eurotiales, Aspergillaceae. The transcript has 2 exons. The record is from RefSeq and is a predicted model, not a curated record. Bases 1 to 1110 code for a protein of 369 amino acids.